This is a messenger RNA of Beta vulgaris subsp. vulgaris (sugar beet), 1464 nucleotides long. RefSeq names its product endoglucanase 16. The coding region runs from base 1 to 1446 and encodes 481 amino acids. The record is from RefSeq and is a predicted model, not a curated record. The transcript is spliced from 7 exons. Gene Ontology annotation, molecular function: hydrolase activity, hydrolyzing O-glycosyl compounds. NCBI's taxonomy places the organism in Eukaryota, Viridiplantae, Streptophyta, Magnoliopsida, Caryophyllales, Amaranthaceae. Gene Ontology annotation, biological process: carbohydrate metabolic process.
AUGGCAGCAUGGGUGACAAUAAUGAUAGCAGUUUUGGGUGGAUUAAAUAGGCAAACAGUAGUAGCACAAGGAGGAGGAUUCAACUACAAAGAGGCGUUAAGCAAAGCCAUCAUCUUCUUAGAAUGUCAAAGAUCAGGGAAACUGCCUCCUACUAAUAGGGUCCCCUGGCGUGGUGAUUCUGGCCUUGAAGAUGGCAAACUUGCCAACGUGGACCUGGUAGGGGGAUACUAUGAUGCAGGAGACAAUGUAAAGUACGGACUGCCGAUGGCAUUCACAGUGACAACCCUGGCAUGGGGAGCCAUCUUUUAUGAAUCUCAGCUGCAGGCUGCAGGGGAGCUCCAACAUGUGCACGACGCCAUUAAAUGGGGAACUGAUUAUUUCCUGAAAUGCAGCUCCAGACCCAACCGCUUGUACGUUCAAGUCGGAGACCCAUUGCAGGAUCAUCAAUGUUGGAUUCGCCCUGAGAACAUGAAGACCCCUCGUACUGUCUUACAGAUUGAUGAACAUAAACCUGGCACUGAGAUUGCUGCUGAAACUGCUGCUGCCAUGGCUGCUUCUUCAAUUGUCUUCCGCAAAUUUGACCAGCCUUAUGCUCGCCGUCUCCUCAACAAGGCCAAAUCACUCUUCAGAUUUGCCGGAAGCUAUAAAGGAACCUUUGACGGAGAAUGCCCCUUCUACUGCUCUUUCUCUGGGUCUAAUGAUGAAAUGCAAUGGGCAGCAACAUGGCUAUAUAAGGCCACCAACAACCAAACAUAUUACCACUAUAUCAAGGACCAGUCUGUUGACGCCUACAUAAGUGAAUUUAAUUGGGACCUCAAAUAUGCCGGUAGCCAGAUUCUUCUCACUGAAAUGUAUUUUCAAGGGCAGCAGACUUUCGAUGAGUACAAGAAGAUGGCUGACAGUUAUAUAUGUCAAGUAAUCCCUGGAAGCCCUUACGCUCAAGCUCCCUUCACUCCUGGAGGACUGCUUUACAUGAGGGAUGGAGCCAACUUACAGUAUGCCACAGCUGCAGCUUUUGCAUUCAGUGUCUAUGGUGAUUUGCUUGCAAGACACAACCAGCAGAUCACUUGUGAUAAGAAGGUAUUUGGAUCAGCUGACCUCCUGGCUUUUGCUAAGAAACAGAUGGAUUAUAUAUUAGGAGCAAAUCCACAGCAGAGAUCAUACAUGGUAGGAUUUGGGAAAAACUUUCCACAACAACCACAUCACAGGGGAGCAUCAAAUCCUAUCAUGCAAGUAUCUGAAGUGGUGACCUGUGCCAGGACAUUCAUUGACUAUUUCACUAAAAAUGCCCCAAACCCACACGAGCUAACUGGUGCCAUCGUGGGAGGUCCUAACAAAAGUGAUAACUUUGAAGACCGACGUCACAUUGGGAACAUGGAAGAACCCUGUACCUAUAUAAACUCUCUUGCUAUUGGUGCAUUGGCUAGAUUGACAUCCGCUUCUUAAUAAAAUGUACUCAAUUUA